AUGCCUUACAAUAUUGCUAUGAUAUGUGAUUUCUUCUACCCUCAACUUGGUGGGGUAGAAUUUCAUAUUUAUCAUGUAGCUCAAAAGUUAAUGCAACUGGGCCAUUCAGUCAUCAUAAUAACUCACGCAUACCAAGAUCGAAUUGGUAUUAGAUAUUUAACUAAUGGAUUGAAAGUUUACCAUGUACCCUUUUUAGUUCUUGUAAGAUCAACUACUUUUCCUACAAUAUUCUCAAGUUUCCCCAUCAUUAGAAAUAUUUUAAUUAGGGAACAAAUUCAAAUUGUACAUUCUCAUGGCAGCGUUUCUACUUUAGCACAUGAAUCCAUUGUACAUGCCAACACAAUGGGAUUAAGAACUGUGUUUACUGAUCACUCCCUAUAUGGGUUUAGAUCAUUAGGAUCAAUUUUAGUUAAUAAAUUAUUAACUUUUACAUUGACAAAUAUUGAUCGAGUUAUUUGCGUUUCAAAUACAUGUAAGGAAAAUAUGAUUAUACGAACAAAUUUAGAACCUGAAAAGGUCUCUGUUAUACCGAAUGCUGUAAUAAGUCAAGAUUUUAAACCAAGAGAAAUGUCUGAAAAAAAAGAUUAUUCGAAGAGUAUAACUAUUGUAGUUAUUGGUAGGUUAUUCCCAAAUAAAGGGGCCGAUCUUUUAACAAAAUUGAUUCCAAAAAUAUGCAAUGCUCAUCCAGAAAUUAAAUUCAUUGUUGCUGGAGAUGGUCCAAGAUUUGUAAAUUUUCAGCAAAUGAUUGAAAUUUUUAGAUUACAGAAAAGAGUAGAGUUAUUAGGUUCUGUACCACAUGAAAAUGUUAGAGAUGUUAUGUGUAAGGGUGAUAUUUAUUUACAUGCAAGUUUAACAGAAGCAUUCGGCACUGUAUUGGUGGAAGCUGCAUCAUGUGGCUUAUUAAUUGUAACUACAACAGUUGGUGGUAUACCAGAGGUUCUCCCGAGUCAUAUGACUGUAUUUGCUCAUGAAACAUCAGUAUCUAGUCUGUUUAAUGCUACAAACAAGGCAAUCGAGAGUUUAAGAUCUGGAGAAAUCGACACCACAACAUUUCAUAGUGAUGUUGCACAAUUUUAUAAUUGGUUAGAUGUCGCAGAAAGAACGGUUACUGUAUAUGAUGAAAUAUUUAAGAAAUCUAAUAUUAAUGAUAAAAACUGGAUAUAUAUGCUAAAACGUUAUUAUUAUCGAGAUAAACAAUGGUCUAGAAGGUUAUAUACAUUAUGUGCAGUUGUUGAAUAUAUGUUGUGUAUAUUUUUAGAUUGGUUCUAUCCACGAAAUCAAAUUGAUUUGGCAAUUAAAUGGCCUUGCCAUUCACAAAAUACACCCUCUUCUCAAAAUUCAUCGUAA
Molecule: messenger RNA, 1347 nt
Organism: Henningerozyma blattae CBS 6284
Lineage: Eukaryota; Fungi; Ascomycota; Saccharomycetes; Saccharomycetales; Saccharomycetaceae
Gene: SPT14
Product: phosphatidylinositol N-acetylglucosaminyltransferase SPT14
Exons: 1
Coding region: 1-1347 (448 amino acids)
Biological process (GO): GPI anchor biosynthetic process
Cellular component (GO): glycosylphosphatidylinositol-N-acetylglucosaminyltransferase (GPI-GnT) complex
Molecular function (GO): phosphatidylinositol N-acetylglucosaminyltransferase activity
Source: RefSeq, a predicted model, not a curated record